GACAGCGACGACGAUGACGCCCUGCUCGCCGAACUGGAAGACGAUGAAGACAACGCGGCGCUCUCCUCCCUCCGCGAGCGACGACUCGAACAACUGCACCAAGAAAUGAAGCGCGCCAAGCUGCUCAAAGAAUCGCAGCACGGCACGUACCUCGAGAUCAAGGACGAAAAGCAGCUCAUGGAAAUCACCACGUCGACUAAAUUGUGCGUUGUCCAUUUCAUGAAGCCGGAUUUCAACCGCUGCCGCAUCAUGGAUGGCAAGCUGGCGAGUCUGGCCGAGAAGCAUUACGAGGCUCGCUUUGUGAGCAUCAAUGUUGACAAUGCGCCUUUCCUGGUGGUGAAGCUUGGCAUCCAGGUGCUGCCUUGUGUCAUUUCUUUUGUGGAUGGCGUGGGUGCGGAUCGGAUCGUGGGGUUUGAGGGAGUUGGGCGCAAGGCAGACUCUUUUACGUCUGCAGAGCUGGAGGCGCGGCUACUGGGUGCGGGCGUGCUGGUGCGAGCAAAG
Messenger RNA from Neohortaea acidophila, 501 nucleotides. RefSeq names its product thioredoxin-like protein. The annotation marks the transcript as partial. NCBI's taxonomy places the organism in Eukaryota, Fungi, Ascomycota, Dothideomycetes, Mycosphaerellales, Teratosphaeriaceae. The transcript has a single exon. The record is from RefSeq and is a predicted model, not a curated record. Gene Ontology annotation, cellular component: cytoplasm.